AUGCUCUUCAACUGCCGCGCUAAACCACAGCCGCCUCCUCCACCUGCCGCUUCCCCGCCGGAGCCGCGAUUCCGGUGCAUGUAUCCAAACUGCACUCGUAAAGCAGUCAAGUGCGAGCAGAAGGCCAAGGGCCACCAUGCGAUGCAGUCGCUCUACUGCAAAGACCACGCAUGCCGCCAGCGCCUCGACGACAUGAUGUGCCCGAGCCCGAAGGAAUCCAGCAUGGCCAAGUACUGCAACGACCACCGCCGAUGUCAGUCUGAGGGCUGCUCCCAAAAUCGCCUCCUGGCAGAGGUCAACUCCGACUGGCCCUACUGUGAGAAGCACACCUGCACCUCCAACGGCUGCCGCCAGAAAUGCUCUGCCACCUCCAAGAUGUGCGCCUCCCACACGCCGCUGUGCCUCAUCCCCGGCUGCGACACGCCGCGCACCGAUCAUGGCCUCUACUGCCCCUGCCACAGCUGCUCCGACGCCGACUGCACCGCCGUCAUCAACGGCGGCCACUGGUGCAAGCAGCACCGGCUCUGCAAGACGGACGGCUGCGAGCAGGGCAGGGCCGUCACCGCGGGCGGACGGUUCGAGGACUUCUGCUGGAACCAUCUUCCCAAGGCUUGUCUCGCAGCAGGUUGCAAAGCCAUCAUCAGCGGCAGCGUGCGCUUCUGUCCCCAGCAUGAGUGCAUGUACACUCCCUGCCACGAGUCCAAAGACAACGUCCACGACCAAUCCCGCCUCUACUGCGCAAGCCAUACAUGCCAUCAGACUUCCUGCCCGCAACCAACCUCAAACCCCUCCUCCCCUUCCCUCGCGCGGUACUGCAUCACGCACACCUGCGCCUCGCCCUCCUGCUACCACCCCUCCAAGCCAUCCUCCCGACACUGCGCGCUCCACGCCUGCCUGUCCCCCUCCUGCCCGGCCCCGCGCACCGCAGACCCUCUCUCUGUCCCAGCCGCGCAGUUCUGCUCUUCUCACGAGUGCAUCGCCCGCUCCUGCUACGAGGCCGCGGGCAUGAACGACAGCGGCUACUGCGAUGCCGCGCACGCGUGCGCCUCCCCGGGAUGUCCCGUCCCGCGCGGCCCCGACGGCGGGUGCUGCGUGAUGCACGCGGCGAUCAUGGCCCGCCCGGCGCCGCCGCUGUCGAGCACCGGCGCGACGGUCGGCGUCGGCGGCAGGGAGCGGGAGCGGGAGGGGAAGUACUACAGCCACAUGGAGGAGACGCUGGGCCAGCGGCUGCGGGCUGAGAGGGAGCGGCACGUGGCGGAGAUGCGGCUGCAGGAGGGCGCGUGGCAGGCGGCUGGGUUCGAGAGGCGGCGGGGACGGAGGGAGAGGGUGAGGAGCUGCGAUAGCGGUUAA
This is a messenger RNA of Colletotrichum siamense, 1350 nucleotides long. RefSeq lists its product as uncharacterized. Bases 1 to 1350 code for a protein of 449 amino acids. The record is from RefSeq and is a predicted model, not a curated record. NCBI's taxonomy places the organism in Eukaryota, Fungi, Ascomycota, Sordariomycetes, Glomerellales, Glomerellaceae. The transcript has 7 exons.